AUGGAUUUGAAAAGCUUUGUCUCGGCAGCCGCAAAGCCCGGCGUGUGGGGGAGGUUGGGCGCUUGGGCCCGCUCGCUGCUCCAAGAUUACGCCGAGGCGUGCAAGGACGCGGCGGCGGCGGCGCGGGCCCGGCCCGGGAGGGCGGCCGUGUACUUGGGGCUGCUGGGUGGCGCGGCGGCCUGUUGCUCCCUGGCACCGAGCGAGGCAGCCUUCGAGGAGGCGCUGCUCGACGCGUCGGGGACCCUCCUGCUGCUGGCGCCCGCCACUCGCAACCGCGACUCGGAGGCGUUCGUGCAGCGGCUCCUCUGGCUGCGGGGUCGCGGCUGCCUGCACCACGUGAGCCUGGGCCUCUGCUCGCUGGUGUAUGAGGCACCCUUCGACGCCCAGGCCAGCCUCUACCAGGCUCGCUGUCGCUACCUGCAGCCCCGCUGGACCGACUUCCCGGACCGGAUUCUGGAUGUGGGCUUCGUAGGCCGCUGGUGGGUGCUGGGGGCCCGGAUGCGCGACUGCGACAUCAACGACGACGAGUUCCUGCACCUGCCGGCUCACCUGCGCAUUGUCGGACCCCACCAGCUGCACUCGGAGGCCAAUGAGCGGCUCUUCGAAGAGAAGUACAAGCCCGUGGUGCUCACCGACGACCAGGUGGACCAGGCGCUGUGGGAGGACCAGGUCUUGCAGAAGGAGAAGAAGGACCAGCUUGCCCUGAGCCAGGCUGACUCUCUGCUGUCGUCGGAGGUCGCGAGAUGAAACUCAGACCCCCCCCCCCCCACCCCGGGUCCCAACCGGGCU
Cervus elaphus (red deer) is the source of this 789-nucleotide messenger RNA. RefSeq names its product mitochondrial import inner membrane translocase subunit Tim29-like. Gene Ontology annotation, cellular component: TIM22 mitochondrial import inner membrane insertion complex. Lineage: Eukaryota; Metazoa; Chordata; Mammalia; Artiodactyla; Cervidae. The record is from RefSeq and is a predicted model, not a curated record. Gene Ontology annotation, biological process: protein insertion into mitochondrial inner membrane.